Alexandromys fortis (reed vole) is the source of this 1821-nucleotide messenger RNA. RefSeq names its product exosome component 2 (gene Exosc2). NCBI's taxonomy places the organism in Eukaryota, Metazoa, Chordata, Mammalia, Rodentia, Cricetidae. The transcript is spliced from 9 exons. Gene Ontology annotation, cellular component: nuclear exosome (RNase complex); cytoplasmic exosome (RNase complex). The record is from RefSeq and is a predicted model, not a curated record. Bases 10 to 879 code for a protein of 289 amino acids. Gene Ontology annotation, molecular function: RNA binding. Gene Ontology annotation, biological process: TRAMP-dependent tRNA surveillance pathway; nuclear polyadenylation-dependent rRNA catabolic process; exonucleolytic trimming to generate mature 3'-end of 5.8S rRNA from tricistronic rRNA transcript (SSU-rRNA, 5.8S rRNA, LSU-rRNA).
GGCGCCAAGAUGGCGAUGGAAAUGAGGCUUCCAAAGGCUCGCAAACCUCUCAGUGAGAGCCUGGGCCGCGACUCUAAGAAACAUUUGGUGGUACCGGGGGAUACGAUCACCACGGACACAGGAUUCAUGCGGGGCCAUGGAACAUACAUGGGGGAAGAGAAGCUCAUUGCGUCUGUGGCCGGCUCCGUGGAGAGGGUGAACAAGCUGAUCUGUGUGAAAGCCUUGAAAACCAGGUACAAUGGAGAAGUAGGAGACAUUGUAGUGGGGAGAAUCACAGAGGUUCAACAGAAGAGGUGGAAGGUGGAAACAAAUUCUAGGCUGGAUUCCGUCUUGCUCCUCUCGUCCAUGAACCUGCCUGGAGGGGAGCUGAGGAGAAGAUCUGCAGAGGAUGAGCUGGCCAUGAGAGGCUUCUUACAGGAAGGAGACCUCAUCAGUGCAGAGGUCCAGGCAGUGUUCUCGGAUGGAGCUGUUUCUCUGCACACAAGGAGCCUGAAAUAUGGAAAGGUAAGUCAGGCUUGGGAGGCUUUCAAGUCUAAAUCCCCAUACAACAAAAGAGCUGUGUCCUUUAAUGAAAUGGCAGCUGUCACCAUGUUCUUGAACAUGUACUUGAAGGAGGAAGAGGUGUUGUGUGUGCUGACCUCCACAGCCUGUUACUGUAAACACUUCGUGCCGGUAGCCCUUAGCGAUCGAGAGGUGAUCUCCCGGCUUCGGAACUGCGUAGUCUUGCUGGUAACUCAGAGAAUGAUGCUGUAUGACACCAGCAUCCUGUACUGCUACGAGGCCUCCCUUGCACAUCAGAUCAAAGAUAUCUUAAAGCCAGAAGUAAUGGAGGAGAUCAUGCUAGAGACGCGCCAGAGGCUUUUGGAACAGGAGGGAUAAGGCCAGGUGCUGAAGGAUGGGACUGUGUGCCUCUUGGCGCAGCCUCUGGAAGGGAAGAGUCUGCUGUGUGAUGGCUUUUGCCCCACAUGUGGCCCAGGGAGGAUCUGACAAAGACAUUACUCACCUGCAGCGGCGCAGCAGAGCCGGGCCUCUUCUCUCCUGUUCUGACACAAAGCCAGGGUGGAAGUGAAUGGUGACUUUGGAUGCUCGGGUCCCUUUCAGAGCAAAGUAUUCUGCCUGAUGAUGUAUCUUGGAGUAAAUUGGAGAAUCCAUGUCUUCCAGUCACAACACACACACUCCAUGAAAACAUGGUGGGCUAGGGAGAUAGCUCAGGUGGAGCAUUUUCCUAACAUGUCCCAGCCCUACCCUACCCCAGACAAAAGAAAACCAAAGAGAAAGAGAAAGACAUGCAGUGCCAGCGAGAGUGGUCUGUUUGACAGCCACUCCAUCUCUAAUGCACAAGUGUGGUUGGAGAAGAGGAGGUAGAGUUAGGCCAGCAGUCAGUCAGAACAAAAUGAACCCGCAGCCUUUGUUGGAAUCUGAUUCCCACUGCGUCCUCUGGUGACAGGUUCAAGGGAUCUGCAUCCUCUACCAGGGCUUCCUACCCCUUGUAUGUGAGCUGUUCCUGUUUGUUUAGCAUCUCGGCUCCUUUAACAUGUCCACCAACAGGAACUGGCCUGGAGGCCUUUCAAAGUGCCUGCGAUAUUCCCUGAGAUAUUGGCAGUUUUCUCCGUAGUGCCUGUCCUGCCUGAGGGUGGUUUGCAAGAAGCCGAGCCAUUGCCAAUAACUGAGAGAAUGAAUGUUCUGGGCCCACAGUGUUUUUUUAUUCUCUAACAGAAAUGGAGUUGUGAAAAGCCAAGCCAUGAUUUCCUUGUGUAAUUGAUGUGGUGAUGUAUUAACUUUGGAACAAUUUAAAGUUAAACAAGAUAUAAGUUCUCAAUA